This is a messenger RNA of Vitrella brassicaformis, 1339 nucleotides long. NCBI's taxonomy places the organism in Eukaryota, Vitrellaceae. The record is from the annotation of a GenBank genome assembly.
CCUUGAAACCGCUGCUGCCGGAUCUUCCAAGCCUUUUUCGAACCUCGACAGAGACGAGGUUUUGAGAUCUCUCACCAUGGCGGAGCACGCAGAGCUGCUCGGAUACAUCAAGGCGACGGGCCGCCCCGGCGACUUGUCCACCUACAGGGGCAAGAACGUGGCCUUUCACGUGAGCGCCAACACAGAAACCAGAUGCGCUUUUCAUUGCGCACAUACGUGUGCCUUUUGCGCGUUUUUCGUUUCGCCUGGGCGCCGAGGUGAUCUUCACGGUGCGUGAGCACGGAAGGGCAUCUUUCUCGUGUGCAGGCGGCGAAAAGGCUGCUGGAGAACUUGGUGUUUUUCUCGCUUGCAGGCCGCUGGCGCCAAGGACCUUCGUCAGGUCGUGACGGACUCAUCUGCAGUGGAGGAGCUGAUAGAGAGCGCCGUGAAGCGCCUGACCAUGUUCAAGACAGAGUUCAACAUCAAGCCGGUCAGGCAGCUAGCAAGACUGCCUGCCCGCAGACGCGUCCCAGUCAAUGCUGCUGUUCUCUCUCUGUAGGUUGUGUGUUUCGAGGGCGCUUUGAGCCCACCUGAGGCGCAGGGGGGGAUCUUCCUCCGGUGCUGGGGCAACCGCGACAUCUUCGACGCCCAGCGCAAGAUCGGCCAACAGAUGCACAAGGUCGGUCGGCGAGUCGAGUGGUGUAGUGAGCUGUGGGAUGUGCACUGUGUGUGUGUGUGCAGGCAUUGGAGAAAGUGGGCAUCUUCUGCAUCCAGUGCCCUGGAUACGCGUCUGCUCAGUGCGGGAGCCUCGGUGUAAGCACACAGACGCCCGUGCCGUUGGCCGCUGCAGUCAUGCGCUGCCUUGUGCCUUCCAUCCUGUUGCAGGAGCGCAAGGAGGUCGCUCUGGUUGUGGGGAUGCACUACGACAUUUUCCAGUGGAAGUGCCCCAGGGUGAGUGAGCCAGGCAAGCAGGCAAACGCCGUGGGUGCGUGCAGUCUGUGUGUGUGUGUGUGUGUGUGUGUGUGCAGGUGAUGUAUGAUUUGGCUGAGGACGGUAAGGGGCUGCUGGUGGAGCUCGACAGCGUCAUGAAGGACUGGGGGCUGCACAACCAGUGUAUGCAGGGACAAGUCGACACACAGACCACCCAACCACACAGGCGGCCACGCUAUUCGUGGUGGCUGGAUGCCAUCCAUGGUGUGUCUGUCGCGUGCAGAUGACUUGACACUCGCCUUCACACUCUUCGCCACCCUAAACCAAGACGAGAACCAGCCCCUGCAGCCAAAGGAGGCGUUCACGAAAGCGAUCAACAAAGCCAAGAGCGGUGCGAGUGGUGCUACCGCGGGCCGCAAGUGACGCCGAU